Messenger RNA from Musca domestica (house fly), 1340 nucleotides. RefSeq names its product ribose-phosphate pyrophosphokinase 1-like. NCBI's taxonomy places the organism in Eukaryota, Metazoa, Arthropoda, Insecta, Diptera, Muscidae. Gene Ontology annotation, molecular function: ribose phosphate diphosphokinase activity; magnesium ion binding. The transcript is spliced from 2 exons. Gene Ontology annotation, biological process: 5-phosphoribose 1-diphosphate biosynthetic process; purine nucleotide biosynthetic process; ribonucleoside monophosphate biosynthetic process. The record is from RefSeq and is a predicted model, not a curated record. Gene Ontology annotation, cellular component: ribose phosphate diphosphokinase complex; cytoplasm. Bases 244 to 1203 code for a protein of 319 amino acids.
UUAACAAAAAUUUAUCUUAUUAAUUGAUUUCGUAAAACGUAUAAGGCAUAACAACGAUUUUGUUUAGAGUGUAACAUAUUCUCAGCCCAAGUGAUUACCAGUUACUAAAGUUUCAAAGAUUGUACUAUCGUUUUUAAUUGCUCAUAUUGGAGCUAUUUUCAAAAAGCAACUGAAAUAUAAAGUCUUGUAAAGUUCAAUCUGACACUUAGCUACGCACAAAAUCUGCAAAUUGGAGAAACAAGAAUGGCAACCAUUAAAGUGUUUUCGGGUACUUCGCAUCCACAUCUGGCUCAAAGGAUUGUCGACCGUUUGGGUAUCGAUUUGGGCAAAGUGGUCACCAAUAAAUUCAGCAACUUGGAAACAUGUGUCGAAAUUGGUGAGUCUGUGCGCGGUGAAGAUGUGUACAUUGUACAAUCUGGUUCCGGUGAGAUUAAUGACAACUUGAUGGAAUUACUGAUCAUGAUCAAUGCCUGCAAGAUCGCAUCAGCAUCCCGUGUAACAGCUGUGAUUCCUUGUUUCCCAUAUGCUCGCCAAGAUAAAAAAGAUAUGAGUCGCGCCCCAAUUUCCGCGAAAUUGGUUGCAAAUAUGCUAUCAGUGGCCGGAGCAGAUCACAUUAUUACUAUGGACUUGCAUGCAUCUCAAAUUCAAGGUUUCUUUGAUAUUCCCGUGGACAAUAUUUUUGCUGAACCAGCCGUUCUAAAAUGGAUCAAAGAAAAUAUUACAGAAUGGAAGAAUUCCAUUAUUGUCUCACCUGAUGCUGGUGGGGCUAAACGUGUGACGUCCAUCGCUGAUCGUUCGAACGUUGAAUUCGCACUGAUUCACAAAGAACGCAAGAAGGCCAAUGAAGUUGCUUCGAUGGUGCUUGUCGGUGAUGUCAAAGAUAAAAUUGCUGUAUUGGUCGAUGAUAUGGCCGAUACAUGCGGUACAAUUGUUCAUGCUGCCGAUCGUUUGGUGGAAGCAGGUGCUACAAAGGUUUAUGCUAUUUUGACACAUGGUAUCUUUUCUGGACCAGCGAUUUCUCGCAUAAACAAUGCCUGCUUUGAGGCUGUGGUUGUUACAAAUACUAUUCCCCAGGAUGGCCAUAUGAGAGAUUGUCGCAAAAUACAGUGCAUUGAUGUCUCUAUGAUGUUUGCCGAAGCCGUUAGAAGAACACAUAACGGCGAAAGUGUUUCUUAUCUCUUCUCAAAUGUUCCAUAUUUAUAAAUAUGUUAAAUGUUUUAUAUUAAUCAUAAUACUUUAUACAUAAAUACUACUGUUCAUACUAUUUUUGUACAAUCUUCUUUUUUUUCAUACAACAAUUUUAAUAGAAUAACAAAAAUAAAUUUUGGUUUCCCAUUUGA